AUGGCGGCCGUGCGCGGCCUGCGGGUGUCUGUGAAGGCCGAGGCGGCGGCGGCGGCGGCGGGGCCGCCCCUGGGGCUGCUGGGGCCGGGCCCCGAGCGGGGCGAGCCCGAGCCCAUGGAGGUGGAGGAGGGCGAACUGGAGGCCGUGCCGGUGCGGCGCUCGCUGCUGCCGGACACGAGCCGGCGCUACGAGAACAAGGCGGGGAGCUUCAUCACAGGCAUCGACGUCACCUCCAAGGAAGCCAUCCAGAAGAAAGAGCAGCGAGCCAAGCGCUUUCACUUCCGAGCCGAAGUCAACCUUGCCCAAAGGAAUGUGGCCUUGGACCGAGACAUGAUGAAGAAAGCGAUCCCCAAGGUGAGACUGGAAACCAUCUACGUCUGUGGAGUGGAUGAGAUGAGCACCCAGGACAUCUUCGCCUACUUCAAGGAGUACCCCCCUGCUCAUAUUGAGUGGCUGGACGAUACCUCCUGUAAUGUGGUCUGGCUGGAUGAGGUGACCGCGACUCGGGCCCUGAUCAACAUGAGCUCUCUGCCCAGCACAGAUAAAGCCAAAGCCCGAGAAGCCAGUGAGGAGAAGGCCCCAGAGAAGAUGAGAAAAGACAAGCAGGACAGCUCUGAUGAUGAGACCGAGGAAGGAGAAGUGGAGGAUGACACUGCAAGUGACCUGGAGUUGGAUGCACUGUCCCAGGUUGAGGAAGAUUCCCUCUUACGGAAUGACCUUCGUCCAGCCAACAAACUGGCCAAAGGAAACAAGCUCUUCAUGAGGUUUGCCACAAAAGAUGACAAGAAGGAGCUUGGUGCGGCACGGAGAAGCCAGUAUUACAUGAAAUAUGGGAACCCCAACUAUGGAGGCAUGAAAGGCAUUCUCAGCAACUCCUGGAAAAGAAGAUACCAUUCCCGCCGCAUCCAGAGGGAUGUGCUCAGGAAGCGGACACUGAUUGGGGAUGAUGUGGGCCUGACCUUGACCCCCCCUUACAAGCACCGGCACGCAGGUCUGGUGAAUGUUCCCGAAGAGCCUAUAAAGGAGGAAGAGGAGGAGGAGGAGGAGGAGGACCAGGACAUGGAUGAAGACGACAGGAUUGUGGUGGAGUACCGGGACGAACUGCAGGCCUUCAAGCAGGCUCGUGAGCGUAGCGCGUCCCGACGGCCCAGCGCCAGUGGCUCGGGCUCAGACUCGGACGAGAUGGAUUAUGACCUGGAGCUGAAGAUGAUUUCCACUCCUUCCCCAAAGAAGAGCCUGAAGAUGACCAUGUAUGCUGACGAGGUGGAGUCCCAGCUGAGGAGCAUCCGGAACUCCAUGAGGGCUGACAGCGUAGCCACCAGCAACGUCAAAAACCGCAUUGGGAACAAAGGGGCAUCUGAUAAGGUCGCUGAUGUGCGGCUCCUGCUUGAGGAGAAGCGGCAAAACACAGCACAGAGGCCUCCUGUGAGCAGCAUCAAAUCUGAUGUCCGCCAGAGAUUAGGAAAGAGACCACAUUCUCCUGAAGUCAAGACCCUGAGUGGCACCUUCACCCCCCGGAGGGAGCCGAUGUCCGAUGUACACAGUAGGCUUGGGAUUCCCAGGCAGGACAUCAAGGGCCUCUAUUCUGACACCCGGGAGAAGAAGUCAGGCAGCUUAUGGACUCGCUUGGGAUCUGCCGCUAAGGCCAAAGACAAGGGGACCGAGAAGGCAGACCCCGCGGUGGCGGUGGCGGUCCCCGAGGAGGAGGACUCGGAGCUUCAGCGGGCGUGGGGUGCUCUGAUCAAGGAGAAGGAGCAGUCACACCAGAAGAAAAGCCGCUUAGAGCGUUUACCGUCUCUGCAGAUUGAGAUCAGUCGGCAAAGCAGCUCGGACUCGGACACGGAGUCGUGAGGCCGGACGCCAAGCGCCUCCUGCGGGCAGCCCUAGCUUUGGUGGAUCCUUCUUUCCUCCUAUUUCUAGCAGGAAGCGAUCAUCCAAAGAGCUGCGUACUGAACCUCUCCGUCUUGCCUUGGCCUCGAUGGUGGUCGCUACCAGCACCUCCAGCCUAUGAGAGCCCGAGGCAGUGUGGGGGCUUCGGGGUCUCGGGCGCUGGGGAAGAAGGAGCCCCCCAGCCCUGACCGGGCCAGGCGUGGGACUGUGUUUCAUGGACUUGGCCUCUGGGCGCCUGCGCCACUCAAGGUGGCCCGAGAUGUAGCAGCUGGAGGACACCAGGCGGCAAGGAUAUCUGUCUGUCCGUCUGUCCAUCAUUGAGUCAGCGUUCUGUGCAGACCAGCACCUCCGGUGCAACCUGGGACUGGGGGUGAUUGGGGUGGGGGGGGGUCAGUGUUGGACAUUGUGUUUGGUCUAUUAUGGUUUAAAACUUAAUGAUUUCAAAGCUUCAUUUUUACAUGUGAACAUUUUUCCUGUUGGCUCCA
Trichosurus vulpecula (common brushtail) is the source of this 2375-nucleotide messenger RNA. It is a transcript of the gene NCBP3, whose product is annotated as nuclear cap binding subunit 3. Gene Ontology annotation, cellular component: cytosol; nucleus. Lineage: Eukaryota; Metazoa; Chordata; Mammalia; Diprotodontia; Phalangeridae. Gene Ontology annotation, molecular function: RNA 7-methylguanosine cap binding; mRNA binding. The record is from RefSeq and is a predicted model, not a curated record. The transcript is spliced from 13 exons. The coding region runs from base 1 to 1851 and encodes 616 amino acids.